Acomys russatus (golden spiny mouse) is the source of this 3942-nucleotide messenger RNA. It is a transcript of the gene Efcab8, whose product is annotated as EF-hand calcium binding domain 8. The transcript has 27 exons. Gene Ontology annotation, molecular function: calcium ion binding; protein binding. Lineage: Eukaryota; Metazoa; Chordata; Mammalia; Rodentia; Muridae. Bases 1 to 3942 code for a protein of 1313 amino acids. The record is from RefSeq and is a predicted model, not a curated record.
AUGUGUAAUGAGAUAGAGAACGAGAAGCAGACGCAGGAGAAUGACCACAAGUUUGAGGCCAACUACCCUUUGCUACAGAAUAAAACUAUUUCUCAAAAAUGUAUUUCUACAGCAAGUAAGAACCUUCAGGGUCUCACAGGCCUAGUGGACACAGUCAUCAUGAACAAAGAGGCCUUGUCUCAAACAGUGGAGGAGGCAGCCAUCGUCUCCUUUGACUUUUUCCAACCUCCUAGGUCAGUUCUGAAGACUUGGGUUAAAGCGUCUGUGAUCACUCAUCUUAGGCCAAGAAUGUCUUCUGAGAAGUUAGGAGAGAACCCUCGGCCUCAAAAGCUGGCCCAUCCAGGUGGAUCCCAAGAUAAGGAGACUUCUGGUGACCCGCUGCAGAAGAGCAAGGAGAUCCAUCAAAGGACCCAGCAGUUUGAGAUGAGCCUGGGCGACCUACAAAAGGUGUUUGAGAAGGAGACAGCCAAGACUGGAGCCCUGAACAAGGAAGGGUUCAUCAGGGUCAUGAUGAGGGUGCUGAGCAACAUGUCGGAGGAGACGCUCGAGGUGCUCUUCUUGAAGGUGGACUCCGACUGCAGUGGCUUUGUCACCUGGCAGAAGUAUGUGGACUAUAUGAUUCGUGAGUUCCAGGGCAAGGAGAAGAUGAGGAAGAGCCAGUACCGCCUGCGCUUCCACCUUCCCAUGACCAUCAUCCCCCUGCGCCAUGGGAGCGAGGUUGUAAAAGUGGCAUUUUUAACCCAACGGUUUAAAAAGUUGGGGUGUUUCCUGACUGUCACCAAGGACGGGAACCUACAGUUCUGGUCUGAGACAUUUUCAAUGAUGAGCCUCUUUCGGCUUACCCAGCCCCAGCAGUUCCACCACCAGAAGAUGUGGGUUGUCGACAUGGUAUAUCUGCACAACAUGAACCUCAUUGCAGUUGCCUCGACUGGGCUAAAGAUAGAGUUCUUUGAUGUCAGUAAACACAAAUGUGUCCGGGCCUUCACCUUUACUGACCUGGAUAGCUGUGUCAAUGUCAUGGACUAUUGGUCUGACUAUCACAAAGGUGUGUUCUGCUACGGUGACAUCAAGGGCAACGUUGUCAUCUUCAUCUCUGACAAUAUGGCUGGUGGACUGUUCAACCCACUCAUCCUUCCCCGGACCUCCAAAUGGGAUCAAUGGACCAAUGUUCCCUUGCAGAGACUCUUAAGUGAGAGGUCCUCGCUGUAUAGAAGCUACCGAAUGAAGGGUCUGCACCCUAAUUGGUGUCAGCAGGUCAAAUACAUCCCCCAGCUGAAUGGGGUAGUCUCCUGCUCAGCCAGCGAGAGAUCCUCCUUGGUGCUGAUAAUACUGCCAAGCAAAGAUGUUGAGAAACCCAGGUUAUCAUCACUGACUUUAAGAAAAGGAAUUCUUUGCUUUGAAUUCUGUCCAGACAGGAGCUUUUUGGCAACUGGUGGCUAUGACUCCCACAUCCGCCUGUGGAACCCCCUGGUCUCAAAAAAGCCUGUGUGGAUGAUGAAGGGACAUCGGACAUCAGUGACUCACCUCCUCAUGAACAGCUACAACACCAGCAUUCUGAUCAGCAUUUCCAUGGACAAGAACAUUCGAGUGUGGGACCUGCAGGAAUAUGUGUGCCUCCAGUCCAUCGGUGGGAAGCUCUUUCCUCUGGGCAACUGCCCCAUAACCAGUGCCUACAUACACAAGGACAACACCCUCGUCUGUAGCACCUACAAUAUUGGGAUCCUCAGAGGGUACUUGGAAUCCCAGGGCCCCGUGAAAACAGGGAAGAUGACGACUCACAACACAGCCCUGUGUGCGGUCCUCUACAGCAAGAUAUUUAAGCAGGUGGUGAGUGGCAGCCUACGUGGCACAGUGAGUGUGUGGGACAUCACCACAGGCAAGAAGAGUCUGGAUUUCAUAGUGUCCGGCCUGCAGAAAACCGAGCUGACCACCAUGGCGCUAGACGAGUCGGAGCGGUGUCUGCUCACAGGCUUGCGUGAUGGCACAAUGCAGAUGUGGAAUUACAACACUGGGGAAUGCCUUCAUACUUUCCCCAACCCGGACAAAGCAGAGAUUAGUGGGAUUGUCCACAUGAACAAAGUGUACUACACGACGGGGUGGAGUAAAAGAAUCACCAACUUCACGUUCCAUGAGAGCAAGCCGGUACUGUCCUGCUACCACUGGCAGACCUACCACACGGAGGACAUCCUGAGCAUGGCCAAGUAUCAGAACCAGUUCCUUGGGACCUCUUCCUACAACGGCGACAUCAUCUUCUGGAAUACCCGCAUGUUGAAGCCCAUCUUGUGUUUCAAUGCCUCUAAGAGCCCGUUGCCUUUGCAGCUGAGGAAGGUGAAAGACUCAGAGGAAUGCGCACCCAAAGGCAAGGUCUUUCCAGGCAGCAAAAGGCAGAAGCCGGCACAGAAGUCCUGCAAGAGGUCUGUUGUCUCCACUAUGAGGAAGAGGCUGAUAGCAACGCCCCCUGUGAUGAAACACCAGCGAGACUCAGAGCGAGAAAAGAGUGCGACUCAGCAGAUCAUUUUCCUGCAGACCAGGCCUCGCCUGCCACACACAGCUGCCAUGCUGACAAGCUGUGCUGAUGGCUUCAUCUACGCCUGGUCCAUCCACGGGAACGGAGGUCUGCUGGGGAAGUUCCCUGUGGACCUCGACGAGAAUGGGGAAGUUGUUGUGGGUGCCAUGGCUACUGAUGAGAACGACUGGAUCCUCCUCACAGGGGACAGUAAAGGCAUCAUCAAGAUUUGGGACAUCAAGGAUUACUGCUUAUUUACUGGUCAGAAACCACUCCAACACAGUGGGAUCAAGAUCUCCACCGAAGCAGAGAAUAAAUUCCGCUUCUUAAUCCCUAAAAAACUCCAGAUUCGCUCCGUGUACUACAUCCCGCAGAAGGAGGAGGAGGUUGUGGAGGGCCAGACCAUUUCUCUGGUUCCCCCAGCACUUCUGAUUACCUGGACUAGCCACUCGGAGAACAUAGGAGAUAUCUUGUAUAUUGACGCCUACCAGCUGAUUGUCAGUGCUGGUGACGACCAGGACCUCAAGGCUUGGAAACUCUCUGGUGAAAGCAAAGGAACAUUUGGCUUGAAUACUUGGAAGAAACUUCAGGAGGCCAAAAUGGUGGCCAAUCUGGAACAGGAGGCAGUUUUGAAGGAGAAGAGUGACUCUUCCGGCCACCCUCUCAAGAGCUCCUUCCUGGAGCUGCACAAGGAACUGGCUGAAGCCCUGGAGUUCCAGCGGCGCGAGCAGGCAGCGCUGAUGGCUCUCCUGCACGGGAAAGCAGAGAAGGAAGCUGAGGCGCGGGCCAAGCUGCACCAGAUGUCGCUCAUAUCCCCAUGGACCAGGGACCAUUCCGUGGAAGACAUUGAAGAGAGCUGGAAUCAAUGGGCCAAGGACAAGCAGGCAAGCAAGAUUGUGGGAGCAGCGUACAAGCCGAAGGAGCGUGUGCGGAACCCCGAAUUCCUAACGGUCAGAGUGCCAUACGAGUGGAUGAGGCAGCAGAUCUCUCCUCAGGUCUACCAAAGCUUGUGCCUCACCGACCUGAAGCCAAUCCAGCAGCCUGACUUCCUGACGCCUAAGGCCUUGGACCAGCAGGGCCGGCGCAUCCACUGGGUGACUAGUGAUAUCCGGAGCGAGGUGGACUCUGUGCGGGGUCAGGUCUUCACGGACAUGGCAGCCAGCAACACAUCUGCUGCCUCGCCUUCCUCCCUCUCCAUGCUGUCCCUGGGAGCAUCAGCCUCCAGGGUUGUGGAACCCAGCUGCUCUACCUCCCUGAGGCCUCAGGCCUCUGUCUCCUUCCUGAGACACUGGGCAGCAUCUCCAGCUCAGUCCAGCUCCUCUAUGUCACCCCAGACCUUGAGUGUGCCCCACAAAGGUCAGAAAACCCCACGUCAGUUUCCCCGUCCCUCAUGCAGCAUCCAAGGCCUGGGGCAGCCACCCUCAUGUCCUCUGUAA